UGAUUUGUGCCGGAAGGACAAAGACUGUGAGUUUUUCUUCAACUUGGACGUGGAGGUGGUCCUAAAGAACGAGGACACGCUUAAGAUCCUCAUCAGACAAAACCUGCCCGUCGUGGCGCCCAUGAUAACCCGAGUGGGACGAUUGUGGAGCAACUUCUGGGGGGCCCUCAGUGCAGACGGGUACUACGCCAGAUCCGAGGACUACGUGGACAUCGUCCAGGGACAGAGAGUGGGUGUGUGGAAUGUCCCGUACGUCUCCAGUGUUUACCUGGUGAAGGCGGAGCUCCUGCGGUCGGAGCUGAGCGACUACAACCUGUUCACCUCCCAGACCUUGGACCCCGACAUGGCCUUCUGCCACAACGUUCGCAGCAAGGGGAUCUUCAUGUUCGUGACCAACAUGGACACGUUCGGCCGCAUCCUGUCCACGGAAAACUACCAGACCAAACAUCUGCACAACGAUCUGUGGCAGAUGUUUGACAACCCCAAGGACUGGGAGGAGCGAUACAUCCACGAGAACUACACGCGCAUCAUGAAGGACAAGCUGAUUGAAAACCCCUGUCCAGAUGUUUACUGGUUCCCAGUUUUCACAGAUGUUGCCUGCAAACACCUGAUAGAAGAAAUGGAGCACUUUGGGAAGUGGUCCGGAGGCGGCAACAUGGAUACACGGAUCACGGGGGGCUACGAGAACGUCCCCACCAUCGACAUCCAUAUGAACCAGGUCCACUUCGAGAAGGAAUGGCGUAAAUUCCUGAUCGAGUACAUCGCUCCGAUAACAGAAAAGAUGUUUCCUGGCUACCACACUCAGGGCGGUGGAUGCCGGUUCCUGCGCUACGACUGCUCCAUCCAGGCCCCCCGCCGAGGCUGGGCCCUCAUGCACCCGGGCCGCCUCACCCACUACCACGAAGGCCUGCCGACCACGGCCGGGGUCCGCUACAUCGCAGUGUCCUUCGUGGAUCCUUGA
Molecule: messenger RNA, 961 nt
Organism: Nematolebias whitei (Rio pearlfish)
Lineage: Eukaryota; Metazoa; Chordata; Actinopteri; Cyprinodontiformes; Rivulidae
Product: procollagen-lysine,2-oxoglutarate 5-dioxygenase 1
Biological process (GO): peptidyl-lysine hydroxylation
Cellular component (GO): endoplasmic reticulum
Molecular function (GO): iron ion binding; procollagen-lysine 5-dioxygenase activity; L-ascorbic acid binding
Source: RefSeq, a predicted model, not a curated record